AUGUCACCUCCAAUCUGGGAGCAGCGAAAUGACCCACCCCUCGAACAUCGCGCCCGGGGGUACCACACUCCCGAGCUACACAACUGGAGCCCACCGCGAGGGGUGGUAUCCUAUUCAUGCUUCUUCCGCUCCGCCUAUAGCUUCGCGUCAUCGCAUUCACAGCACAGGCAAGCACCCACCAUCCAAUACAUUGGCUUCCCAUCCACUACGAGUACGUCACAUAUGGAACGAGGGCCCGCCGCGCGCGAUCAAGACACGGCCAGAGUCACUACCGGGACUGUGUACAGGCGAGCCACCAUCUACUAUACCCUCCAUCACCAGUCCACCAUUACGGUGCAUGCGGAAUCGACGCCAACGCGCGCAGCAGACGUAGUCGCGAGAUCAACCGGGGCAACGGUACGGUUCGGGUCUAUUACGGAGUCGGUGACUAGUGGUCUCGGAGACAACAGCACGUACACACUCGACGGCGUCUUCACAGCCUCAGCAUCUGCAACCCAGAAUUACGAGCGAGCUACGGGACGCGUGACUGUGAACUUCGAGCCAGUUACGGCACAGGCAGGCGACGAUCAUCUCGCGAAGCACACAUUCAUCGCAAGCAGCAUUAUCGCCCAAUCCACACAGAUGCGGAACCACAGCGUUCACGAGGCUCGACCAGCCGCACGCUCGAGCAUUGCCGCGGACGGACAGAGACUGAAGACGACGACAUGUAUACAGGAGCGAGUCCCUGCGCGUACGGGCAGCAACUUAGUGGAGGACGCCUCUCGCGGUACUGGCAGGACACCCGACCCGGACGCCCACGUCACCGUACACCCGCAUGCUCAGCGAGGCAGCUCACUCGGGCUUCGCGAGUUCUGGAGUGGAGUAGCAACUCUCGCGGCGAGGAAACACGAAGAAGCUACUCCGCAUAAGAGCCUCACCAUGACGGCGAGAGCCAGGGCGAACACGAGUAACGACGGUUUAAGCAUACUUGCAUCUGGAGGCACGCGCAGAGGUAUAACUGCCGGUUUGCGAGGGCGACACACGAUGGAUAGAAGAGCUAGUAGGCAGGCGUACGUGGGUUAUGGAGGCUCUAUCACAAAGGUACCUACGGACACGUCGGGGAGCAGUCCACAUCCGCUCGACGAGUUCUUCCUCGAGAUAUUGAGGCUCACAGCGAGGACGUUCGAGCGAGACAACGGGCCUGCGGGAGAUAGACUCGCUAGGAUCACGGCCACGCAGCUUAGUGACGCAAUACCUUCGGACGCGACUGUCAGUCCCGCGAACUCGGAGCAAGCGACGGCGCACCAGUACGACAGGUCGGAAGGAGUUGCAGCGGCGAGCAGAGGGCAGGACAAGCAAUCAGCUUCGCGAACGCCACUGCGCCAGCUUGUGAACGUCAGCCCCAAGUCAGCAUACAAGAGUCGGAGCGAAUGUACGACCGGCAGAUCCUGGCGCCCAGCGAGUAACCAAGCACGCGACCAGGGGAUUCAGGGAACAGGGCAUAUGAGCGACACUAGCAUGGAGCACGAGGGUAUGCGCGAGCGAAAGGGGCGAGCGCGGGAGGCGAGCCAGCAGAUGCCAUUGGCUGAGGUGCAGACCGCGGCGGAGGCGUACACGACAGACCACCUCUUUACGGUCGAGGACGAUCCCCCGCGGCCCAAGGAGCAAACCAGGACGGAAACGCAAGCAUCAGGGCAGGCGCGGGAUGUGAUUACGGAGGUUACACUCACCGGCGGAAUCGCUACGAGGGGCGGCGCGUGCCCUGCAGUGGUCGGUUGCCGACACAGGACCCCGUUCGGCGAGGUACUGGCUCUGAUACGAGGAGACCGAGGAGGAACGGAAGCGCCGCACCUAGUCGACCUAGUGCGGACCUACGGAUACUCGAGUGUAAGCAACAUCGGACGAGAGAAUGACGAGAGAAUGGAGACUUCUGGACGCGGCACAAGCGGGGCGUCGAGCGGGCGAGACGGGCUAGGACCACGAGAGAGAGACUCACGGCGGGCGGGGGUUGCAUGCAAGGACCUAGCGGCGACGGGUAUUGCGGAAGGCCGGGAUUUCGACGGCGAGCUAGGCCGUGACGAGAAGAGGAUGGCGGGCGGUGAGACUUCAAGUGCAGCCACUGGUAGCGCAUGCAGCAGGGAACAGCAAGAGGUCGGAGAGUUCUUGGUCGCGGCGAGACGAGUCUUCAAAACUGGAAACGACCGGCUGAGGCUAUAUCAGCAAGCUGCACAGGUGUCGCGGGUGACGAGGCGAGUCGCGAUAACAUCGGUAGAGGAUGGGCGUACCGGGAGAUGCCAUCCGACAGGCAGCGGUCCACUCUCCUCGCUAGCCGAAGACUCCACGGCAACUCCACGAGGCGCACCAUGCAUGCAGGCGGAGGAGACGUACGCGUUAGACGUCCGGGAAGAUACUCUAGCACGAGACGGCGCAACGGCGGACGCGCUUGAUACGCGUAAGGAGCAGGAGCGACAGGCGCAGGCGUUCAGAGGGGUCGUGAUUCGAGCGACAGAGAUUGAACUCACCUAUGGGGUCUCCUCCACCGACUACGCGUACCCCGGACAUUCAUCUCCCUCCGCGAGAACGGUCUUGUAUGGGCAGGAGCAUGCGACGAGCACAUUGGAGCUCGGAGUUGACGACGCGCUUCUUUUGAGCACACAGCGGAUCGGUGAUGGACGCGACUGCGGCCGGGAGUGCGCCAAUCUGGCGAGGGCCCAAGAAGGGGGCAUCAUCGCGAUGCACGAGAGACAGUACGACGGGAACCGGGGCGAGGACUACAAGCAGUCGCAGAUAGAGUCGGUGGAGAGAGGACUCAGGCGAGAGACGAUCGCUCAAGCGCCCGAACCACGGUCUGCACAGCCUACUGGCGUCUCGCUGGUCACUCAAGUCGAAGAUUCGGCGCGGGCGUUCUCGCAGUUCCCGCGUCUCUUCAAUACUACUAACCUGUCGACACUCGAGAUUGCCUGGCGAUGCGCGAAACAAUCCGCAACAAGCGGAGACCGUGUCGCGGAAGGAACGGCGGGCGAACCUCGGUAUCGAAAGCGUGCGGACGACGACAGUGGCGCGGGACGGAAGGAACACGGGAAGGUUGGAGGGCUCGUGGAGGCCAUGAGACGAGUUCCAGACGAGCAGGUAGCGGGACAUCCAACCACAGGACGCAGUCGAGGCACACACGCACGGGCAGCUGGCCAGAGCGAGGGAGCAGAACGGACUCGCGAGGAGAUUCCUUACGGUGAAUGGUUCGAUGCGCAUCUACAAGCUGCAGGGGCGAGGUACAAGACUGCCGACAGCAAGCGUGCCGAGGUCCGGGAUAUCGACGAUAGCCAGUCGGAGGAGGCGGAGCUAGGGAAGAGAGGACCCGGGGUGACCACUGUCCAAGUGUAUGGACUAGGGCCUGCGCAGUUCACUACUGGGCGACUAGUCUCUCAAGUUGCGGAGGACGAAGACGCCAUCCCCGAGUCACGUUUCUUGAGGUCGAACAGGACCCCCGGUCUAUCCAGCCUGUUCGCAUGCAAUACUAUUGGGCGACAUGCGCUACGGGAAGUGACGGGCGGUACUCGAGCGAUCGGAGGUGGUUGUCACAGGCGAGGACCAGGGAACGAGGGCUCGAGACCAGAGCACGGAUGGGCGGAGGCCGGCGAGGAAUGGAGUACACCGAAGGCAAAGACCAACAGCAUAAUUGGUGAUGGAGCACGACCUCAGGCCGGAAAGCAGUGGCGGAUCGAUCAAGCGAAGCGGGGGAUCGCGGGGCACGUACAGCAGUCGGGUCUGGGUUGA
This is a messenger RNA of Fomitopsis serialis, 3753 nucleotides long. RefSeq lists its product as uncharacterized. NCBI's taxonomy places the organism in Eukaryota, Fungi, Basidiomycota, Agaricomycetes, Polyporales, Fomitopsidaceae. Bases 1 to 3753 code for a protein of 1250 amino acids. The transcript has 3 exons. The record is from RefSeq and is a predicted model, not a curated record.